Linnemannia hyalina is the source of this 1674-nucleotide messenger RNA. NCBI's taxonomy places the organism in Eukaryota, Fungi, Mortierellomycota, Mortierellomycetes, Mortierellales, Mortierellaceae. The record is from the annotation of a GenBank genome assembly.
AUGCUCCACCACCAGCAACAACAACAGCCACCACAGCAGCAGCAACCUUACCAGCAAGGAGUCGUCUACAGCCAGAACCCAGGUGGACGGUACUCUGACUUUCAGCAACAGCAGUUUGCUAUGUCGCAGGGAAUGAUGGCACCUCAGAGCCCAACCAGAUCUUCGUCCCCUCAUUCGCAGGGUCGUUCGUCGCAAGAUUUUGGCCACCCACAUUCGCACUCUCAACAGCCCUACCAGCCUCACCACCAACAGCAGGGCCCGCCAUACCCACCAGAUAUGCAUCAGCCUCAUCUUCCUUUGCCUCCAAACCCAGCCAACAAUGGAGAAGGAUCUGCGGGUGGUCAAGGCCAGCAACCUGGCGGUGGCGAUGAGGAGCCAUUGUAUGUAAAUGCCAAGCAGUACCACCGGAUCUUGAAGAGACGUGCUGCCCGUGCCAAGCUGGAGGAGAUGAAUCGAAUGGCCAAGAUCCGCAAGCCUUACUUGCACGAAUCGCGACACAAGCAUGCGAUGCGAAGACCCCGCGGCCCAGGAGGGCGAUUUUUGACCUCGCACGAGAUUGCGGAGCUGGAUCGACUUCAGGCAUUGUUCGAGGCCCAAGGAGGCAUCGGUCCUGUUGGAGGCGACAUGCAUCUCGCCAACACCAACUACACUCCAGAGCAGCAGCAGCAGUUCAUCAGUCAACAAAUCCUCAUGCAGAGACAGCAGGGCACACAGCAGCAACAGCAGCAACAAGACCCUCACCAACAAGCUUUCCAUGACCAACGACACCGUCCUUACCCUCCUCGCUCAUCUCAGCCGCCACCACACCAACAGCAACAGUCGCAGGUCCCGUUGCCUCUGCAGCACCACUUGCCAACUACACCUGGGGUUGUUGACACAAUGUACAACCACCAACAACAACCCUCUGCCAUCCAACAAUUCCAUCAAGGCGAUGAGCUUCAACACCAAGCCCCAGGUAUGAUGUUGCCAUCUCAGCAGGGUAACCAGCUCACCCAGACUUUUGAGGCGGCAUCUUUGUUGACUUCGAAUCAGCCUGGUCCAUCACCCCUGACUGACGCUUCUGCAGGAUCCUCAAUCCCUUCAAUGGCAUGGUUGGGUCCUGCAAGUGAUCUUCCACUAGCAUCCGUCUCUUCCUCCCAUGGACGUUCUCAGUCGUUGUCGUCGGUGGGCUCGAUUUCUCCCGGCUCUGCCACCACGUUUUCGUCCACAGGUGCCACCGUCGCCACCUCGACAUCCGGUAGUGUUCCUAUUAGUCAGCAUUCUGUAUCUACAACUUUCCCAAAUGUCGAGGGAUCUUCUUCAUCGACUCAACAGCAAGGUUUCCACCACCCAGGGUCGGCUGCCAUUGGUUCGGCCGUGAACAGAUCAACCUCGCUCAUGACCCCCACGAGUUCAGCACAGCACACCCCAGCAGCGGCCACUCCACCCGUCACGGCGACGCCGCCUUCAGCAGCCAUAGAGACGGGUGGAGGCCCAGGAUCCACCGCGGUCCCUGCUGAAGUCGCUGAUCCAUCCUUUAUUUCGUUGGCCGAGUCAACUCAAGGACAAGGUACUACAUUUUCCUCGACGCCGGAUGAAGAAGAGGAGGGCGCUGUGGAGGACGCUGAGGAGGACGCCCAGGUGCCCGAAGAUGAUGGAAGCGGCAGUCUCUUGACUCCAACCGGGGAUGACUGA